Molecule: messenger RNA, 758 nt
Organism: Bombus terrestris (buff-tailed bumblebee)
Lineage: Eukaryota; Metazoa; Arthropoda; Insecta; Hymenoptera; Apidae
Product: transcription elongation factor 1 homolog
Exons: 3
Coding region: 316-564 (82 amino acids)
Biological process (GO): transcription elongation by RNA polymerase II
Cellular component (GO): transcription elongation factor complex
Molecular function (GO): RNA polymerase II complex binding
Source: RefSeq, a predicted model, not a curated record
AUAUGCGUUGAAUGUAAUCCCUAGUAAAUCCUAGUUGCGAUUUUUCCUCCCCUUCUAAAUUCUGAAUCAGUUCUUUGGAAACAUUCCCUAUAGUCGUUCUACAAUGGUCAUAAUCCCUACAAUCGUUAGGAUACCUGCAAGGGUGAAAACCCAGAGAACGAUGACGGCUCGAUUUCUUUUUAAAUAUUUAGUUGCUCCUGAACGCUAGUCCAGAGAACAUGGAGUUAUCAUAACACUAAUUACAAAACUAUAUUUGUAUUCUAACUUGACAGCGUUUGAAGAAGAACGUUAUAAUAAAAUAAAUAUCUAUUGAAAAUGGGUCGAAGAAAAUCUAAACGAGAAGCGCCACAAAGAAACAAAGCGAUCGUACCUAUGGAUAUACAAUUCACGUGUCCAUUUUGUAAUCAUGAGAAGUCAUGUGAAGUUAAAAUGGACAAAUGUCGAAAAAUAGCAAGAAUUUCAUGUCAAAUUUGUUUAGAAAAUUUUCAAACCAAUAUUAACAUGUUAUCAGAACCAAUUGAUGUGUACAAUGAUUGGAUCGACGCCUGUGAUGCUAUUAAUUAACACCUAUCGCACAACAUAGAAAAGUUUGAUAUUCCAUUUUAAAAAUAAUUGACUUGUUGUAUAAUAUAUAUUUGAUAUGUAUCAACGAUCUUUUUUAAUCAUGAAAGUAAUGAUUUUAAUCAAUAAAGUAUGAAUGAUAUUAUAUAUAUAUAUACACACAAUUAAUAAAUCUAUAUAAAAUGUUAAUUUAAAGA